This is a messenger RNA of Knipowitschia caucasica, 645 nucleotides long. The record is from the annotation of a GenBank genome assembly. NCBI's taxonomy places the organism in Eukaryota, Metazoa, Chordata, Actinopteri, Gobiiformes, Gobiidae.
AUGAGAGGAGGUCGUAAUAAAUUUGGACCCAUAUACAAACUGGACCGUGCCCUGAAGCAGCAACGAAAGGCAGAGGUUCUAGUUUCUCCUCUUUGCCAAACUGACUGUAAUAAACCGCUUAGAUCUGGCACGAGGAGCCCUCGGGCCUCUUCUGACACUUGGGCUGAGGAACACAUUGUAGAGUUCACUGUGGAGGACAGCAGGUGGCCACUCCCGCCCAGAGUUCCCCCACUUGUGGAGGAGCUGGUGCGCUGUGAUCCUGACGAGGCACUUGUAAAGAAUAAGAUCAGACAGCGUUUACAGCAGCACAAGUGUCAGUGGAUCAAAGACGGGAUGCCAGGUUUCUUCAGCCUCAUGUAUCUCCUGACUGAGCAGACUCUCCUGUGUGCAGUGGAGUGGGCUCGCACAGCUGUCUUCUUCAGCCAACUCCAGAGUGUCCAGACGCAGGUUCGUGAGGCUCUGCUGGAGUAUGCCCGGAUCUCCCAGAGCUCGGGUCGCUUCACUCAGCUACUGCAGUGUCUGUCUGAGAUACACUUCAUGAGCACUUUGGCUGAAGACUAUCUGUGGAGCAAGCACGAGAGUGGAGAAGUGCUCUGCAACAAUCUCAUCGCCGAAAUGCUUCAUGCCAAAAGAAGCAACACUUAA